Messenger RNA from Bipolaris victoriae FI3, 912 nucleotides. RefSeq lists its product as hypothetical. The record is from RefSeq and is a predicted model, not a curated record. Lineage: Eukaryota; Fungi; Ascomycota; Dothideomycetes; Pleosporales; Pleosporaceae. The transcript is spliced from 5 exons. Bases 1 to 912 code for a protein of 303 amino acids.
AUGUCUGGCGAUUCGUGGGGAAGGCUAUAUCGUCACGCAAUUAAGGCCCAGGGUGAUCUGCACGAUGUGCAGCACGGCACCAGGCACCGCCAUCGACCAAAGGCCGUAAGGGCCGUGACAGAGGGCCGUGUCUUUUUUGGAACGAGGCAUGUAGUGAAAUACGGGCGGAUAGGGCCGGGUUGCAUGGUGCCAGAGUGUACAUGGAGUAGCGCAGUAUCAGCACCAGCACCAGCACCAGUCCCAGCAGCAGUGGCAGCACGGCCGCCUGCCGCGGUCGACGACGUUGAGCCACUUAGUCAGACUCUUGCAAAGCCGCUGUCAUGGGCUAUGGGCAGGCGAGCAAGCGAUGCUGCGAUGGUCUUGGAGUCGGGAAAGAAGGAAAACAUGUGCCCUGUGCUGUGCUCGACGGCCGUGAUCGUGUGUCAGUUGGCGUGGGUGGAUGGGUGGGUGUAUGGGAGAAGGGAUGAAUGGAUGGAUGAAUUGGGCAUAUGGAGGCGUGUGUUGUGUGUGUGUGGUGUGUGGGCGAGUGGCCGUCCUGGGGCACACCCGUUCUGGGACGCCCCUUCCCUCUGGUCGCACGCAGCAGGAGCGUUGGAGGCAGCGGGCUGGGGCUUGGGGGGGGGGGAAGGAGCAAUGGUGCGCGCGUCAGGAACGACGAGGCAGGCGUGGGAAGCGAACGUUUUAGCAGGCUUAGCAGGCCAGACAGCCCAUGUCUAUUGGAUGCGGAAUCGGGGCCUCGUGGCAAUCCCAGCCGGCACCUUGGACGGGGGCAUUGCGGCAUACCCAGGCACAACCACGACUCGACAAGACUCGACUCGACUCGUCAAGACUACACACGAAUUUUCUAGACGGCGCGCAAAGCUUAUCGCUGCCCGUCGUGACACCACGCUGCCCGCUCCUCCAAGCUGCUGA